AUGGGAGCGGUGGUAAUCACGCUCUUAGUCGUGAUCGUGAUCGUCCAACUUCUACCCUGGAUCAUUAAGUGGGCUCGCGAGCACCACUUCAAACCGAACUACAAAACGCUCGGUGAGUCUUCGCGAAUCAGACUAGUCCACCAAAUUAACGAUGCGAUUGUUGAACUCUCCCGUAACAAAGUGGGUGCGAUUAUUUCCAUCAUCAACAAAGAUACAUUGGACAACUACCGCACCGACGGCGUUAAGUUAGACGCCAACAUUUCCUCGGCUCUAAUUUUGGCGAUUUUUAACAAAAAUUCGCCGCUUCACGACGGGGCAAUUAUUAUCCAAGAUAACAAAAUUAAGUACGCUGCCACUUACUACCGGAUUACUUCCAAAUCGAUUAGCAACCGUUUUGGUGCUCGUCACCGAGCGGCGCUCGGUAUUUCCGAAAGUACCGACGCUUUAACGAUCGUAGUUUCGGAAACUUCCGGAGCGAUCACUUUCACGCUCAAAAGUAAGUUUGUGGUUGUUAAAGCCAGCGAAUUCCAAGAGAAGUUAACCGAGUAUCUCAGUUAA
Molecule: messenger RNA, 558 nt
Organism: Centruroides sculpturatus (bark scorpion)
Lineage: Eukaryota; Metazoa; Arthropoda; Arachnida; Scorpiones; Buthidae
Product: diadenylate cyclase-like
Exons: 1
Coding region: 1-558 (185 amino acids)
Biological process (GO): cAMP biosynthetic process
Molecular function (GO): adenylate cyclase activity
Source: RefSeq, a predicted model, not a curated record